Messenger RNA from Rhodamnia argentea, 2306 nucleotides. RefSeq names its product tyrosyl-DNA phosphodiesterase 1. The record is from RefSeq and is a predicted model, not a curated record. The coding region runs from base 138 to 2099 and encodes 653 amino acids. The transcript is spliced from 16 exons. NCBI's taxonomy places the organism in Eukaryota, Viridiplantae, Streptophyta, Magnoliopsida, Myrtales, Myrtaceae. Gene Ontology annotation, molecular function: 3'-tyrosyl-DNA phosphodiesterase activity; single-stranded DNA binding; protein binding. Gene Ontology annotation, biological process: double-strand break repair; single strand break repair. Gene Ontology annotation, cellular component: nucleus.
CUCACCUUGGGCCGUGCAGGCAAAAUUACGAGCUUCUCCUUGGGCCACCGAUUUCCAGAAAAGCUUCACCGCACCGCAUGGCGAGCUUACUGAAUUUCGCCGCCGUCUGCUCUCCGAUGGGACGCUAAAGCUCGAACAUGGCGCAUUCUCUUAUUGGUCACUUGGUCCCGCUCUCUAAAACCCUGGUAGAGAACACCUCGAGCCCCAAAAUUCCUCUGUCUGAAGGCCCCAACGUCAUCGGCCGCAACACCGUCUCUCUUCCGGACAAGCGGCUCAGCCGCAAGCACAUCACUCUGACAGCCUCCGCCGAUGGCUCCGCUUCUCUGCUCGUGGAGGGGACGAAUCCUGUCGUUGUUAACGCUGGGAAUGAGAGGAUGAGGGUUGGAAGUGGAGAGAAGGUGGACAUUUGUCCUGGUUGUGUCAUAGAGUUGAUUCCUGGACAUCAUUUUUUCGUGUAUGAAGUGUUGAGUGGUGAUCCGAGUGGGUCUUCAGGUGUUGGAAAGAAUAAUGGUGUGCAUGCAAUUGAGGAUCGUAGUCGAAAGAGGAUGCGAAAAGAUGUUGAAGACCAGUCUUUUAUGUGGGACUCGCAAUCUCAGGCAAGCGGGGGACACAGUGAUGUGGAGGGGAUUCGUAACUUUCAUGUUCCCGAAGAAUUGUUGCCGUGCACCUUUCGGCUUCUACGUGUGCAAGGUCUCCCGGCUUGGGCAAAUACAUCCUGUGUUUCCAUAGAAGAUGUGGUAAAGGGCGAUAUAAUUGUUGCUAUCCUUUCAAAUUACAUGGUGGACAUUGAUUGGUUGAUUCCUGCCUGCCCAAUACUGGCAAAAGUUCCUCACGUUUUGGUUAUCCAUGGGGAGGGUGAUGGUACAUUGGAUCAUAUGAAGAGAAAGAAACCAGCAAAUUGGGUUCUACACAAACCUCCACUUCCCAUCUCUUAUGGCACACACCAUUCUAAGGCCAUGCUUCUUGUCUAUCCUACGGGAGUGCGGAUCAUUGUACAUACCGCCAAUUUGAUAUAUGUUGACUGGAACAAUAAAAGCCAAGGAUUGUGGAUGCAAGACUUUCCUUGGAAGGACCCAAGUAAUGCUAGCAAAGGGUGUGGAUUCGAAGAUGAUUUGGUGGAUUAUCUUAGUGCACUAAAGUGGCCCCAAUUCAACAUAAACGUACCAGCCGUUGGCAAUUUCACUAUUAAUCCUUCUUUCUUCAAGAAGUUUGACUAUAGAGAUUCAGCGGUCAGACUAAUUGCAUCAGUACCUGGAUACCACACGGGUUCCAACCUGAAAAAAUGGGGUCACAUGAAGCUGCGCAGUGUCCUGCAAGAGUCUACUUUUGACAAAGAUUUUCAAAAGUCUCCUCUUGUUUAUCAGUUUUCCUCCCUUGGGUCUUUAGACGAAAAGUGGAUGGCUGAGCUGGCAUCUUCAAUGUCUUCAGGCUUCUCAGAAGAUAAAGUACCUCUUGGCUUGGGUGAUCCACUGAUCAUAUGGCCCACAGUGGAGGAUGUUCGAUGCUCUUUAGAGGGUUAUGCAGCUGGUAAUGCCAUACCAAGCCCACUAAAGAAUGUGGAGAAGGAAUUUUUGAAGAAGUAUUGGGCAAACUGGAAAGCGACCCAUACUGGUCGCUGUCGUGCAAUGCCACACAUAAAGACCUAUACACGCUAUAAGGGGCAGAAACUUGCUUGGUUGCUGUUGACUUCAGCAAAUCUCAGCAAAGCUGCCUGGGGAGCACUUCAGAAGAAUAAUUCUCAAUUGAUGAUUCGGUCUUAUGAGUUGGGAGUGCUAUUUUUGCCAUCUUCCAUCAGAAGACGAGGUAGAAUAUUUUCUUGCACAAACAAAGGGGUUCCUUCAGAGUUUAAGGAUGUAUCUGCAUCAUCUCACAAUUCUGAAGUACGUAGAGCCAAGCUGGUGACCCUGGCAUGGCAAAGAUCCCUGGAUAAAGAUUCCUCACAUGAUAUAAUUCCUUUGCCCGUGCCUUAUGAGCUUCCUCCUCAAUCAUAUUCUCAAGAAGAUGUGCCGUGGUCAUGGGAUCGGAGGUACACGAAGAAAGAUGUGUACGGUCAAGUGUGGCCGCGGCAAGUUCAGCUGUAUGCUUAUCAAGAGUCUUGACUUCCAUGGACAUUUCUCUCAACCUUUCAAGAUGCCAUGUCUAUUUUAUAUGUCUGAGUAUGGUUCCACUGCGCUGCGUUCCGAUUCUAAUUAUUUGAGGUGCCGGAUGGACAAGGGCAGUAGUCGUUGGUUUCAUUAUCUAAAAAACUGUAAAUCGGAUGGUUUCACGUUGGAACUGCUCUUGAGGUACAUGGUUUGAUUUUAUUC